This is a messenger RNA of Coniosporium apollinis CBS 100218, 219 nucleotides long. RefSeq names its product non-histone chromosomal protein 6. The transcript has 3 exons. The coding region runs from base 1 to 219 and encodes 72 amino acids. Lineage: Eukaryota; Fungi; Ascomycota; Dothideomycetes. The record is from RefSeq and is a predicted model, not a curated record.
AUGUUCUUCGCCAACGAGCAGCGCGACAAAGUUCGCGAGGACAACCCCGGCAUCAAAUUCGGCGAUGUCGGCAAGAUGCUGGGCGAGAAGUGGAAGGCCCUGAACGAGAAGCAGCGUGCGCCAUACGAGGCCAAGGCUGUUGCCGACAAGAAGCGCUACGAGGAGGAGAAGGCAGCCUACAGCGCUAAUGCCGACGAAGAGGAAGAAGUCUCCGAGUAA